AUGGAUCGAGUUCAGAACGAGAUGAGAGGUUUAGGGGAAGGAUUUUCGCAUUCAAAGAUGGUAAAUAGAGGAGGAUUAAUGUGUAAAUCGUUCAACUAUACAAUGCACAGUGAAUGCUUCCAGUGUUCAACCUGCGGCGCUUCACUUAAGAACCAAGGACACCACUUUAUUAACGAUAAAUUUUAUUGUGAUAUCCAUGGAUCGCAACAAAAAGGGCGUGACAUUAAGAACAAUAUUUUUGAAAAUAUGCCAAAUCGUCUAGUCGAUAGCCACGGCAAUAAAUACCAAAAACAAUCAGAAAUUUCAGUUAAAGUACCAUCAAUAAGUCCGACUCCGUGGAAGACUCAAGGUUUAAUAAGCCCAAGUAACCGAGGAAUUCCAACAGCUGCAACGCAUUACGGACAGACUCUUAAAAAAGAGUCAUACAUGUCAACAGCAUCGAUUCAAGAAAAUACUAAAGUAAAUCAUUCAGAAACGAGUCUCAAUGAAAAUCACGCGAAUCGAGUGAAUGAUGUAAGAAAAACGAAUUCGGCUGCACUAUACGACAAAAUACCUUAUUGCAAGCAGUGCAACAAAGAUAUACGAGGAGCUUAUAUAAUAGCAAACAACGAAACGUGGUGCCCGGAACAUUUUAUAUGCUCAAAUAAAAAUUGUAAUAGAAAAUUGUUGGAAAUAGGUUUUAUUGAAGAAAAAGGGGAAAAAUAUUGUGAACAAUGCUUUGAGAAAUAUAUCGCACCACACUGUGCCAAAUGUAAUCGAUCUAUUACUGGCGACUGUUUGAAUGCACUUCAAAAGCAGUGGCACCCAGAAUGUUUUGUAUGCACUCAUUGCCAUAAGGCAUUUGGCAAUUCAGCAUUCUUUCUUGAACAAGGUUAUCCAUAUUGUGAAACAGAUUGGAAUAAAUUAUUUACAACGAAGUGCACUUCAUGUAAUUAUCCAAUAGAAGCCGGCGACCGAUGGGUUGAAGCACUGGGAGCAGCUUUUCAUUCAAACUGCUUCAAUUGCACGAGCUGCCAUACGAAUCUCGAAGGAGAGAGCUUUUAUGCGAAAAAUGGAGCUCCAUACUGUAAACUUCAUGCAUAG
Dracunculus medinensis (Guinea worm) is the source of this 1083-nucleotide messenger RNA. NCBI's taxonomy places the organism in Eukaryota, Metazoa, Nematoda, Chromadorea, Rhabditida, Dracunculidae. The record is from the annotation of a GenBank genome assembly.